Molecule: messenger RNA, 2618 nt
Organism: Chelonia mydas (Green sea turtle)
Lineage: Eukaryota; Metazoa; Chordata; Testudines; Cheloniidae
Product: leukotriene B4 receptor 1-like
Exons: 1
Coding region: 1-1047 (348 amino acids)
Biological process (GO): positive regulation of cytosolic calcium ion concentration; phospholipase C-activating G protein-coupled receptor signaling pathway; inflammatory response
Cellular component (GO): plasma membrane
Molecular function (GO): leukotriene receptor activity; complement receptor activity
Source: RefSeq, a predicted model, not a curated record
AUGACCAACGUCACCUUCAACGCCACUGCCCAGCCAGGUGCGCUGCCCCCGUUGCCCGGCGCCAAGCUGGGGCUGACCGUGCUCUCCUUGGCCUUCAUCCUGGGCUUCCCGGGCAACAUCUUCGUGGUGUGGAGUGCUCUCUGGCGUGUCCAGAAGCGCACAGUCACCUGCCUCCUCAUUCUCCACCUGGCCUUGGCCGACUGCGCCGUGCUGCUCACUUCCCCUUUCUUCCUUCGGCUCCUGAGCGCCGGAAAGUGGGAGUUCGGCCCUGUGGUCUGCCAGCUGUGCCACUAUGUCUGCGGCGUCAGCAUGUACGCCAGCAUCUUCCUCAUCACCCUCAUGAGUCUGGACCGCUGCUUAGCUGUCACCAAGCCCUUCAUCUCCCAGAAGAUCCGGACCGCCCUGGUGGUCAGGUCCUUGGUCCUGGCCAUCUGGAUGGUCUCUUUCCUCCUUGCCUUGCCCGUCAUUUUCUACCGCAAGCUGGUGCACAGGGGCAGGCACCUGCUCUGCGACCUGUCCCAUCCCGCCACUGGCCACCUUGUCUUCCACAACCUUUUUGAGACCCUGACCGGCUUUGUGCUGCCCUUCACUGCCAUCAUCUGGAGCUACUGCGUCAUCGGGCGCAGGCUGCAGGAGACCCGCUUCCGGAGGAAGCGCCGCACCAACCGGCUCAUUGUGCUGAUUGUGGCUGCCUUCGCCCUCUUCUGGCUACCCUUCCACGUGGUGAACAUCCUAGACGUGGCUGGGGCUCUGAGCCACUCCAAGGGUCUCAUCAUGGCUGGGAAGUUGGCCCGGCCCACCCUGACGGCCCUGGCUUUCUUCAGCAGCAGCGUCAACCCCAUCCUCUAUACCUUCACCGGCGGUGCCUUGAUUAAGUCGGCCGGCAUAGGCUUCAUGGCCAAGCUCUUUGAGGGGACGGCCUCAGAGAUGUCCAGCACGCGGCAGGGGACGGGGCGGACCAUCCAGCGGCGCGAGGAGGCCAAGUUGGAGAUGCCGCAGGAUGGGAACCCAGAGAGCAUCACCGUUUCCACCAACCCCCUGGAGUAGCCCUCGGCCAUGUGGGACAGGCACUUCGACAAUCCCAUCUCAUCCAGCAACACCCUGGACUAGACCUGGGGCCAUGUGGGACUGGAGCACCACUAAUCCCAGCACAUCCACCAUCGCUCUGGACUAGCGCUAGGGCAUGUGGGAUGGGAACUCCUAACAAUCCCACCUCAUCCAUCAACACCUUGGGCUAGUCCUGUGUCCGUGUAGAACAAGAAUGGAAAAAAUCUUCCAACUGGCUCCUUCAUAGAAUAUCAGGGUUGGAAGGGACCUCAGGAGGUCAUCUAGUCCAACCCCCUGCUCAAAGCAGGACCAAUCCCUAAUUUUUGCCCCAGAUCCCUAAAUGGCCACCUCAAGGAUUGAACUCACAACCCUGGGUUUAGCAGGCUAAUGCUCAAACCACCGAGCUAUCCCUUCCCACCUUCAUGGAGCGAUGGUGAAACUGUCAAGAAUUUGCUGGGAGAGUGUGUUUGCUUCUUAUUUGGGGGUUGACCUGGUCUGAACAACCUUCCCGCAACAUCCAUUUCCCCGUUUCUCACCCAGCUGUGACUUUGCGGGAACAAACCCAGACUCCAAUAUCUCCACCUUGACACCAACAGGGACUGGCCCAGCUACACCAGGAGAAUAAUUAGACUUUGUGUAAAUACGGAAAAGGGACUCCAGUCUGAAUGGGGAUAUAUGAUUUAGGGAGUGAAGGCGCUGCCAUUGUUCUGUGGAGAGGAAGCACCCCAUCUGUUCAAAUGGCAGGGAAGUGAAAGUUGAGGGGUAGAGGAGAACGGUUGAGGGACAGAGGCAGGUGGAGGGGGAAGAGACGGAGAGAAACAGGGUGAGGGUGAGAGGGAUGGAGGGAACGUUGAGAGCUGAGGCUGGGCGAGUCCAUGUCUUCAGGAAGUUACAAGAGGCGCUUGAGGCUGCACUGGCCCCAUCCAAGAGCAGGGCCCCCAUUUUGCCAGGCACUGCACAAACCCACAGUGAAAAAGCCCCUGCUUCUAGGAAUUGCAGACUAAAUGGGCAAAGACAGGAUUAUCGUCCCUAUUUUGCAAAUGGGGAAACUGAGGCAUGCGGGAAGUGCAGCGACUUGUCAAAGGUGAUAUAGGGAGUCUGUGGCAGAACAAGGAAUAGAAUGCAGGUGUCUGGGGACCCAGUCCAGGGGCCUGAACCGCAAAACCAUCCUUCCCCUAAGUCUAUUUUCACAGCCGGAUAAAAAGGGAGUCUGGGAUUUCACCAGGUGCUUUCCUAUCUCCCAUCUGAGCGGAGAUGUGUGGUUGGCUGCUCCCAGUGGCCAGCUUGGGUACUGCACGCCAUCGUUCCAUAGAGACGCGCCUAAAAGCAGCUAUUUUAAGCUCUGGCACCUGCUUAAAACCAGGGUAGUAAGUAUGCAAUUCAUCCCGUCUAGGGGGCACCAGCUCAGAUCCAGCCCCAACUUGGGGGGGGGGAUGACUGGCUGGCUUAGCGGGUGGGGAACGGGACACACGGCCUAUCCCUGCCAGGGGGCGCUGGCUCCAACCCAGCCCCUCAGCGUGUGAAUUCACCCUCUGUGUUAAUUUGCUUAAUUAAAGGAAAGUUUCUUUGUA